Molecule: messenger RNA, 576 nt
Organism: Meloidogyne enterolobii
Lineage: Eukaryota; Metazoa; Nematoda; Chromadorea; Rhabditida; Meloidogynidae
Source: the annotation of a GenBank genome assembly
AUGGCCACGCGCCGUUUUGGGCUGCAUUUUGUCUUUUCCAAACUAGAAGAAGCACUUAAUGGUCACAAUUUAGCAAUUAUCCGUGUUUUUGGAAUUGGACCUAUUAGCACUAGUCAAGACAGUUUAUGGCAAUUGGCACUUCUUUUACAUAUCAAGGAAUAUUUUGGAGUAGAAAUGGUCACUUCGCAAGAUCCCUUAACUUCGGAAAUUGAAGAGGAGUUUCUUCAAAGUUGUGGGAUACAAGUUCUCCCGCCAGAUGAUUUACUUUCAACACCUCCUUCUACAUUCCCAAAUGACUUCACUCUUCUUUAUAUGAUACAUUGCACUCAGGAUAUGUAUGAAAACAUUCUUUCAAGUUAUUCCAGCAAAGAAAAUGUAGACCUUCAACGGAUAAUUUUAAUUGGAAAUGACCCUAUACAGCUCUCUUCGACAACAAACAAUUUAAAUCUUCAAUGUCCAAAUUUAAUGAGCUUUACCGUUUUGUCUACAAUCAUUCCUUUGCCUUAUUUUGACCCAAAAGAAAAUUCUUUUCAUGGAACGUCUAUUUGUUUUAUUGAAGAAAACGAUGAAAAUUAA